AUGUCUGUUCAUAGGCGCGCCAGCGACGCUGAAACGGGCCUCUCAGAAACAAAUGAUACAACUGUGCAUACACAGGACCCGCCAACAGACACCAGCACAAAGCGACAAUGGCUCGAUUGGAAUGACACCUGGGCAUGGGAAAUCGGAUCUGUGACCCUAGCCGUCGUGGGCCUUGCGCUUUUGGUUGCCUUUCUUGUCACGAUAAACAACACCCCGUACGCGAACUGGCAAUAUACCGCGUCCCCGAAUACUGUCGUGUCGAUUAUUGUCACUAUCACAAAAGCCGCCCUGCUGGUCCCAGUGUCCUCGUGUCUCGGCCAGCUGAAAUGGAACCUGUUUCAAGAUCCUGCGCCACUAUAUCACAUGCAGGUUAUCGACCAGGCCAGUCGGGGACCCUGGGGAUCCUUGGAGAUUUUACUGGGCGGGAUAUUUGGGUCGAGAACAGGAAGUCUGACUUAUAUUGGGGCAGUUAUUACUAUCCUGGCUCUAGCAGUGGAUCCAUUUGCGCAGCAAAUUUUGACACUCCCGUCACGAACCGUUCCUGCAUUGAAUGCCACGGCAUUGACCCAAACCUCGCAAAAUUGGACUUCCACAGGGGGGUUGGAUCAAAGUGAUGUACAUCUUGAGCUUCCGCCGACGCUUUUCACUGCCAUAAUAAGCGGCCUCAUGCAGACACAACGCCCUCUGGAGCCUCAAUGCAAUGCGCUCUCUUGCGACUUCCCAGAGUUUGUUGCGCUGGGGAUGUGUAGCAAAUGCGAGGAUGUCACAGCUCGCACAGACCAAAAGUGUCAGGUGGAAGACGAUCUGGCUUUCUGGGAGGGUAUCCCCGUCCACCCGGCUCUCAGGGAAGCUCCUACGAAUUGCAGCUACCGAACCCCGAGUAACUUCUCUUUCGACUUCAAACACCCCCAAAGCAUCGCGUACGGCACUAUCGGUGUGGAUUCAGAUUUACACAAAAGUAAUAAUGUCACGUUCAAUAUGAAUCAUUGGAGUUUACGCCCAAGGGCGGAUUACCCAAUUCUGGGUAUUCAAGCCCCAAUUGUCUCCCUCAUUGAGGUAGACUAUAUCGACCCGGUUCGCUACAUUGUAUCCAACGCGACAGCCCCGCCAACAAAGCCAGUGAUAACCGAAUGUGCUGUAUACUUUUGCGAGCGACGAUACGCAGCAGGCACCUUCCGGCCUACCACCCAAGACAGCAGUCCAUUGCACGUUGUCGAUACACAGGAGCUCAUUGUGAAAGAUGCCCAAGAGGAACGGCCCGAUAUUUACUCACCAGACCCGUUUUACUUUGACCCACCAAAGGGGUCGGCAACACUAUCAAAAAACCCGACAUACAGCAUGGAUCACCUAACGUUCAACAGCUUCAGACCUCUAAUGAUGAGCCUGUUCAACAGUACAAACAAUGGCAACAGGUUCAACGUAUCAAUAUCAGACACGUUGAAGCUGGCAUCGUUUCUACGCAGGGGUAACCUCGGCGAAAUACUCGACUCAAUGUCCACCAGCGUCACCGAUACGAUCCGCAAGAAUGGGCACGGUAGCGAGGUUUCCGGGAAGGCGUUUCGAGACGAGAGAUUCAUUCAGGUCCGAUGGCCGUGGAUCAUUCUCCCGGUCGUUGUUGCUUUGGGAUCACUGGCGCUGCUUUUGGGAACUGCGAUAGGAAGCAAGCAGACAGACGCCGUGCUGUGGAAGUGUAUGGUACUUCCGUUGUUGUCAAGUGAUCUCCAUACUACGCCGGAGCAUAGAAUUGCGUCUGUGCGCAGUGCGGAUGGAAUGACUGCUAUGUCGAAGAACAUGCGCGCUGUGGUGGUGCAGGAUGAGGGGCCACUUACGUUCAAGGAAAAGUGA
This is a messenger RNA of Aspergillus campestris IBT 28561, 1845 nucleotides long. RefSeq names its product DUF3176 domain-containing protein. Bases 1 to 1845 code for a protein of 614 amino acids. The record is from RefSeq and is a predicted model, not a curated record. The transcript has a single exon. Lineage: Eukaryota; Fungi; Ascomycota; Eurotiomycetes; Eurotiales; Aspergillaceae.